This is a messenger RNA of Tripterygium wilfordii, 897 nucleotides long. Its product is annotated as 1-Cys peroxiredoxin. Gene Ontology annotation, molecular function: peroxiredoxin activity. The record is from RefSeq and is a predicted model, not a curated record. Gene Ontology annotation, cellular component: mitochondrion; cytosol. Gene Ontology annotation, biological process: cellular oxidant detoxification; cell redox homeostasis. NCBI's taxonomy places the organism in Eukaryota, Viridiplantae, Streptophyta, Magnoliopsida, Celastrales, Celastraceae. The transcript has 4 exons. The coding region runs from base 107 to 766 and encodes 219 amino acids.
GCCACGUUCUCUUCAUGCACGGUUUCUUGGCUCUUUUAAAAAACUCCUCUUCCUUUACCCACCCACGACUCAUCCAUCGAAGUGAAGUCUUUGUUUGUCGUGAAAAAUGCCUGGCCUUGCCAUCGGAGAUACUCUUCCUGAUCUUGAAGCCGAUAGCACCCAUGGAAGGAUUAAGCUUUACGACUACAUCGGUGAUAGCUGGGCCAUCAUCUUCUCCCACCCUGGGGAUUUCACCCCAGUUUGCACGACCGAGCUCGGUGCAAUGGCUUCAUAUGCACAGGAGUUUGCUCGCAGAGGAGUGAAGCUUGUAGGUUUGUCAUGUGAUGAUGUGCAGUCACAUAAGGAGUGGAUUGCCGACAUUGAAGCCUACUGUCAAGGUUGCAAGGUGAAUUAUCCUAUCCUGGCAGAUCCCAAUAGAGAGAUCAUCAAGCAACUCAACAUGGUUGAUCCAGACGAGAAAGACUCGGCAGGAAAGCCACUCCCAUCUCGUGCUCUUCAUAUCGUCGGCCCUGAUAAGAAGAUUAAACUGAGCUUUCUGUACCCUGCAAGCACUGGGCGUAACAUGGAUGAGGUAGUGAGGGUACUGGAGUCACUGCAGACGGCGUCAAAGCACAAGGUUGCCACUCCAGUUAACUGGAAACCGGGUGAUCCCGUUGUGAUAUCUCCAAGCGUAUCCAACGAGGAGGCCAAGAAGAUAUUCCCUCAAGGCUUUGAGACUAAGGAUCUUCCAUCCAAGAAGGAUUACCUUCGCUUCACUCGUGUUUGAUCCAUGUCUCUCUCUCUAUAUAUAUAUAGAUGGAACAUGGAAGAAGAACAACAUCCUCCGACUGUUUGAAGAAAUGAAGCAGUCUACUUUUGUAGCUAGAAGAACGGAACCUUUUGAUAUAUAUAUAUAUA